Strigops habroptila (Kakapo) is the source of this 1522-nucleotide messenger RNA. It is a transcript of the gene WDR45, whose product is annotated as WD repeat domain 45. The transcript is spliced from 11 exons. The record is from RefSeq and is a predicted model, not a curated record. Lineage: Eukaryota; Metazoa; Chordata; Aves; Psittaciformes; Psittacidae. Gene Ontology annotation, cellular component: phagophore assembly site membrane; cytosol; extrinsic component of membrane. Gene Ontology annotation, molecular function: protein binding; phosphatidylinositol-3,5-bisphosphate binding; phosphatidylinositol-3-phosphate binding. The coding region runs from base 177 to 1241 and encodes 354 amino acids. Gene Ontology annotation, biological process: autophagy of mitochondrion; protein localization to phagophore assembly site; nucleophagy.
CCAGGAGCGCUCGCUCCGCCCUCCAUGCUGUUGCUAGGGAAGGAGGGGGGGGAGCGUCCCUUACGUGACCGGAAGCGGCCGCUCUAGUCCGCCGCUGCUGAGGAGCCUCGAUGGUUUAGCGGUGUUUACGCCGGCGGCUCCGUUACCGGCUCUUCCCUCCCCCCGCCGCCGCCGCCAUGGCGCAGGCCAGGGGGGUGAACAGCAUCCGCUUCAACCAGGACCAGAGCUGUUUCUGUGUGGCGAUGGACUCGGGAGUGCGGAUCUUCAACGUGGAGCCCCUCAUGGAGAAGGGGCAUUUGGACGCGGAGCAGGUCGGCAGCGUGGGGCUGGUGGAGAUGCUGAACCGCUCCAACCUGGUGGCCAUUGUGGGGGGGGGCAGCAACCCCAAGUUCCCCGAUGUCUCAGUGUUGAUAUGGGACGAUGCAAGAGAAGGGAAGGACAAGCUGGUGCUGGAGUUCACCUUCCCCAAACCUGUGCUGAGCGUGAGGAUGCGGCCGGAUAAGCUGGUCGUGGUGCUCCAGACCCGCAUCUACGUGUUCUCCUUCCCCCACAACCCCACCAAGCUCUUUGAGUUCGACACCCGCGACAACCCCAAAGGGAUCUGCGAUCUCUGCCCCAGUUUGGAGAAGGCGUUACUGGUGUUCCCUGGGCACAAGUGUGGGAGCCUCCAACUGGUGGACCUGGGGGUGGCACGUCCCGGCACGUCGCGGGCGCCGGCGCUGGUGGGAGCUCACCAGAGCGAGGUGGGGUGCGUGGCCCUGAGCCCCUCCGGCACCGUCGUGGCCUCGGCCUCGCGCCGCGGGACCCUCAUCCGGCUCUUCUGCACCCAGAGCCGGGCCCGGCUGCUGGAGCUGCGCCGCGGCACCGACCCCGCCACCGUGCACUGCUUGUCCUUCAGCCCCGACUCCUCCUUCCUCUGCGCUGUCAGUGACAAGGGCACGGGGCACGUUUUCGCCCUGAGGGACACGCGGCUCAACCGGCGCUCGGCGCUGGCGCGUGUGGGGAAGGUGGGGCCGGUGCUGGGCCCCUACGUGGAGUCUCAGUGGUCUCUGGCCACGUUCUCGCUCCCGGCCGAGGCCGCGGCUGUUUGUGCCUUCGGGCGCUCGGGCCGGAGCCCCAGCUCCGUGGUGGCUGUUUGUGCCGAUGGGACCUUCCACAAACACGUUUUCAGCCCCGAUGGGAACUGCAACCGCGAAGCCUUCGACGUGUUCCUGGAUAUCUGCGAUGAUGAUGACUUCUGACCCCCCAAAACCCCCCCAAAUCACCCCGAAACACCCAACACCACCCCCAAAAAAACCCCAAAACACCCCCAAUCACCUCGAAACACCCAAAAACACCCCCAAAACCCCCAAACCACCCCCAAACACCCAAAACCACCUUCAAAUCACCCCAAACACCCCCAAAACAGCCUCUGCAGACACCAAAACACGCCCCACGACCCCAUCCCUACACUGGGGACCCCCAAAACGCCCACGGGGACCCCAAAUUCCCCCCCCCCAAUACAAUGACACCCCCCACGUUC